This is a messenger RNA of Caenorhabditis remanei, 333 nucleotides long. RefSeq lists its product as uncharacterized. The record is from RefSeq and is a predicted model, not a curated record. The coding region runs from base 1 to 333 and encodes 110 amino acids. The transcript has 3 exons. Lineage: Eukaryota; Metazoa; Nematoda; Chromadorea; Rhabditida; Rhabditidae.
AUGACUAAACUCUCUGCAUUGGCACUUCUUUUGAUCGUCUUCGUCGCCGCCACCUUUGCUCAGUCGUAUGAAGACGUCAGUGCGGAGAAACGCGCCAUGCGCAACGCCUUGGUUCGUUUUGGAAGAGCUAGUGGUGGAAUGAGAAAUGCUCUUGUUAGAUUUGGAAAGCGGUCUUCAUUGGAUGAGGAAGACUUUGCUCCAGAGAGCUCUCUCCAAGGAAAACGUAAUGGAGCCCCUCAGCCAUUCGUUCGCUUCGGCCGAUCUGGUCAACUCGACCACAUGCACGACAUUCUGUCGACUCUUCAGAAGCUUCAGUACGCCGGCAACAAGUAA